CACACACAUACACAUACACAUACACAUACACACACACAUACACAUACACAUACAUUCAUUCAUUUCAUGCAACUCUUGUAAACAUCUGCUACCCGCCUCUACCCGCCCAAAAGUCAAAAUACGCCACACACACGCACUCACACUCAACACACGCAAACGGACAAGGUGAUUUUAGAAUUUUGACACUAGUCGUGUUCUUUUGUUCUUGUCUUUUGUUGAGGGGUGUCCAUGUAGAGAGAUUGGGCAUUGGGGUAUUUUUGGACAGACAACUAGGAACGAGCAAGCGACAAACGACAAACGAGAGAGCACACACGGACUCCCCCCCUUUUUUGCUGUAAACACACUGCAUCCGUCGUCGUAACCUUUGGUGCGCCAAAAGCGACUUUAUUGUUCGCCUCAUUCUGGGCAAACAACACCACCAUACACACAAAUGCACGUCGUUACAGAACCCUACUACGCUCCGCAUCUCUCGUCUCAAACCUCCUCAGUCUAUUCCCCUCCAGAACGCUCGGAAAAGUAUUUUCCUUUGGAUCGCUAUUCAUUGUCUUCUUCUUCUUCUUCUACUACUGGUACUACUACUAUUGCUGCUCCUACUGUUGCUAGUUCGAGUGCUGCUGCUCUUGUUGCAGGUGGAGGUGCGGGUGCUCUAGCGGGUGCUCAGCCAAGGGCAAGAGUCUUUCACGUUGGUGUGGGUGGUGCUCCGUUUUCGGGAUCGGCCCUGUCAUCAUCAUCGUUGGUGGGUCAUUCCGCCACGUCACUGGCGUCCUUGGCGCAACAAGGAUCCUCUCUGAUCCCUCCGUCGCUCUAUUCUCACCACCACCACCAACAACAACAACAGCAACAAGCAUCGUCCUUUUCGUCCCAGUCGUCCCAGUCGUCCUUGGCAUUGUCACUCGGUGUGCCGUCACUCGGUGGUUCCUCGUACGGCGCUUCCUCUUUGAAUCACCACCACCACCACCACCACCACCAUACGGCAGGUUACGCUCAAGCCACUACCUCAUUACCCGUCGCUCCACAGCCGCAUUACCCGCAUCAACGCUCUUUGCGAUUCUCUGCUCCCGCUGCUCCUCCGCGCAUACCGCCCAUUCCUUCCGUUGCAGACUUUGAAAUGGCGUCCAUUCCGUCGGCCGUCCAACGACGCGAUGGCCGUGGAGAUCCCCGCGGAGGUACUUCCGGCGGACCAUCGGGCGGGCAUCGCGGCUACGCUCCUGCUGCUGGGGCUCCUGCUACUGCUACUGCUGCUGCUGUUGGAUCAUCUACCUCUUUUGCACAAAAUCAUGCAGCAGUGAAAAUAGCGUCUGGAGCAGGACGCACGGCGGGAUCCCAUACCGCAGCAGGCUACGAUGCAUACCCGUCCCACAUUGCCAGUGUCAACACUACUAAUAAAACCUCGGGACUAGAGCGUAAAAGUCCCUCUGGGCGGCCCAGAGGGAAAUCCAACAUGGACCUGAUGGCAGACUCGCUUGCCUCUAUGAAUAUGCUGGAUACGCCCCCGUCAACAUUAAAUUCCAUGGCAAACACACCAACGAGCCUACUCUAUAGCAAUACGAGCCAUCAUACAGGCCAUUAUACCAAUCAUGUUGGCGGUGGUGCCGGGGGUCCCGGAGGUGCCGGAGCUGCAGGUCCAUACAAGCAAAAACAACAACAGCAGCAACAGCAACAGCAGCAGCAGCAGCAACAGCAACAGCAACAACAUCUCGACUCUCCACUCCAAUCGAGCACCAGCACGUCCUCGGGUGGCUCACCCGGCUCGGUCCGUAAAGUCAUGAACCGGUCCCUCUUGCCCGUUCCAAAGUCUCCCAUCUCGCCCUCUGGAAAAUAUGCUAGUGAAUCCCAUCAUCGGGGAGAUGGGCGACGCUCUACGGGCUCGCUGUCUAAAACAAACAUGGAGCAUCCUUCCAAGCAGCAUGUCCGGUCUCGAAUCGAGUCACAGUCGCCAUACACGUCCUCUUCGUACGCCAUACCUGAGGGUGGUUUCGCAGAUCAUGCAUCAUCUCGAACAAGGCCACCCGUUGCUGCAACUCUUGCUACUACCUCUAGUACUGCCCAGGCUGCUAUACCUGUAAAGGUUGAUGUGAAACCAAAAUACCAUAAUGAACCUCCAUCCAAACCGCGCGUUCCAUCCAAAGACGCAGCCUACCGCAACCCCGACGCGCGUCGCAGCCAACAACCACAGCAAAAGCAGCAACAGCAGCAGCAGCAGCAACAACAACAACCAUCGCAACCACGACCACAACUAGCACCACCGUCACCACAACAGCAACAGCAACAGCAGCAGCAGCAGCAGCAACGGCCCAUUAGCGCGCGCAUCCCCACUUCUACCCUCCGAGACCUCAAACUCCCGCUCUCCCCCGAAGCCACCAUUAUAUACUAUAAUGAUCUACUCACCCCCUAUGAGCAGCGAGAAAUCUACGAGUUUAAAGAAAUUUAUUUUGCGGGUGCUGCGAGUAUAUUGAAAAUUGGAGGAACGAAACGCAAGACGGGUGCUGAUUUGGCAGAGACGUGUAAUGCAGCUGGAACGGCAAAGGAUGAUGACAAGAGUGUUUACAAUAGUGGCUAUGACGACUCUCGCGGCGACUAUUACCUUACCAAACACGAUCACGUUGGGUACCGCUACGAGAUCCUGUCACUCCUUGGCAAAGGUUCAUUCGGCCAAGUCGUCAAAUGCUACGACCACAAGACCAAAUCCAACGUUGCCUUGAAAAUCAUCCGCAACAAAAAACGCUUUGAAAAGCAAGGAGCCGUCGAAGUCAAAGUUCUUGAACGCCUUAAAAUGGAAGACGCAGACGAUAGCCACUCGAUCGUCCACAUGGUUGACAGUUUUCUCUUUCGUGGCCACUUGUGUAUCACGUUUGAGUUGUUGGGAAUGAACCUUUACGAAUGGCUGAAAGCAGGUGGAUUCCGUGGCGUCCAUUUGGGUGUGAUUAAAUCCUUUACGGUCCAGAUGCUCCAUUGUUUGGAUCUUUUAUCGAGAUCGAGGAUUGUGCAUUGUGAUUUGAAACCAGAGAAUAUCUUGUUGCAGGAUCCGAGUGUGACGCAUCCGUCGCGGGUGGAUGGGAAUGCGCCGAAUGCUGUGAAUAAUGCUAUGAGUGGGGAUACAGUCGGGUAUCGCAUCAAAGUAAUUGAUUUUGGGAGUAGUUGUUUUGAGGAUGAGAAAAUCUAUACCUAUGUUCAGAGUCGGUUUUAUCGGAGUCCUGAAGUGAUUUUGGGCAUAUCCUACAACGCCUCCAUCGACAUGUGGUCCCUGGGCUGCAUCCUAACCGAACUCUACACCGGCUACCCCCUCUUCCCCGGCGAAAACGAAACCGAACAACUCGCCUGCAUCAUGGAACUCAAGGGCCUCCCACCGGUAACCCUCCUAGACCGCUCCACCCGCCGCAAAAACUUUUUUGAUGGCCCCCACCCUCGCAUCGUACCCAACUCCAAAGGCAAAAAACGACGCCCAGAUUCCAAAUCCCUGAGUUCCGUCUUGAGAGCUGACCCCCUUUUUGUGGAUUUUGUCAACAAGUGUUUGGAAUGGGAUCCUGUUAAACGGAUGCGUCCUUCUGAUGCCCUUUUACAUGAGUGGAUUACUGGGCGCCGAUCGGAACGGUCUGAAUUAUGGUCUGAACGAUGGGGAUAUGACAAACCCACUACUACUACCACCACCACUACAACUACCACUACAACGACACUCUCAUCCGUCCCCCAUCUCUCCUCGCAUCACCAACAACAACAGCAGCAGAGAGGUUUACCCCCUAUUGACCGCUACGCCAAACCGUUUCGUCCUAUCCCUGCUCAGACUUUUAGUACGUAUACGCAUCCGAAUGGGGCUGGACGUGGGAAUGGACGUAAGAGAGGGACGAGUGGGAGUGUUCAGAAGUGGAAGGGGUGAUGCUGAUGCAAGUGGUUAUUGUAUAUGUAGGCUUUUUUUUUUUUCGGGUGGUUAUUUUUUGGGGGUGUUUGGGAUAAUAUAAUGGUUGUGUUUUGCGUCUUUUGAA
This is a messenger RNA of Spizellomyces punctatus DAOM BR117, 3980 nucleotides long. Its product is annotated as CMGC/DYRK/DYRK2 protein kinase. The record is from RefSeq and is a predicted model, not a curated record. Gene Ontology annotation, molecular function: protein serine/threonine/tyrosine kinase activity; protein serine/threonine kinase activity; ATP binding. Gene Ontology annotation, biological process: peptidyl-threonine phosphorylation; peptidyl-serine phosphorylation. Lineage: Eukaryota; Fungi; Chytridiomycota; Chytridiomycetes; Spizellomycetales; Spizellomycetaceae. The transcript has 5 exons. The coding region runs from base 431 to 3874 and encodes 1147 amino acids.